Messenger RNA from Lutra lutra (Eurasian river otter), 1107 nucleotides. Its product is annotated as nuclear envelope pore membrane protein POM 121C-like. The record is from RefSeq and is a predicted model, not a curated record. NCBI's taxonomy places the organism in Eukaryota, Metazoa, Chordata, Mammalia, Carnivora, Mustelidae. The transcript is spliced from 2 exons. Bases 1 to 1107 code for a protein of 368 amino acids.
AUGGUCACCCUCUGUGUGCUGCAGAAGCGGGGCAUCACCAGGCUGCCGCCCUCAGCACCCAGGAAUGUCCACGAUGUCUCCACAGGGGAGAGGGUGUGCAGAGACCCCAGAGAGAGCAGCAAAGGGAUGGCCCAGCUAAAGGGAGACCCUGCACUUCCAGAGGGGCAAGAGACUCACAGAAAGGACCCUAAAGGCACUGGGGCCUCACAGGGGGCAUUUAGGCCCCUGGGGGUCCAGGGAGGCCUCUCUCCCUUUGUGCCCAGGCCUGGGCCUCUGCAGAGACCCGUCCCCCAGGAAGAGAGCUCAGAAGACCCAUGCGAUAAGAAGUCCACCUGCUCCCAUAGGAGCUCCUGCCCCACUCGAAAUGCCAUCACGAGUUCCUACAGUUCCACCAGGGGCUUCCACCCGGUGCAGAGGAGGAGGGGUCUGACCACAAGUCAGGCCUCGCGGCCCCCCGAGGUCCCCAAAAAUGUCAGCCAAGAGAGCCCCUUGUGUCCUUCUGGAGUGCCUUCACUUUGCCAGAGGAAGAACCAGCUGGAAAAGGAUGCCGAUACCACCACCGGGCAGAAGGGCUGCCUGUGCUGCCUGGGUAGUGGCAACCCGGGAUCCACUGCCCAGGCCCCAUUCGGGGCUGUUGGUGGGCAGUGGUCCAGAGCCAGCACCCUUCACAGCUCUCCCCAGCAUGGAGAGCCGGCAGCUCAGGCUCCAGACCCACCCCAGGCCCUGAGCACAGCUCUAGCCCAGCGAUCCUUGGGCAGCAGCACCCAGGAGACUUAUAUGGUUCCCUUACCCAUAUCUGCCUCCCAGGGCACCGGUGCCAGUGCCCAGCCAGUUUCAGCUACCUCCCCUGCUGUACUCGCCCCUGGAGCGGCCUCUGCCCCCGGCUUGACAGCUGCCCCCCAGGUGCCCAGCGCCUUGUCCCAUGCUGGGCCCAACAGCCACCAGCCCUGCCCCCCAGGUGGCAGCACAAUGCCGGCCCCCAUCAGCAUGGGGCUUUUGGCAGCACCCUCAGGUUUGGGGAGAGGAGAUGAUGUUGCAGACCUGUGCUCCAUCUUUGGGGCUCUCAGCAUCACAGCAGGAAUGAGCAGGGCCCCAAGCAGCCCAUAG